Molecule: messenger RNA, 3163 nt
Organism: Rhinolophus ferrumequinum (greater horseshoe bat)
Lineage: Eukaryota; Metazoa; Chordata; Mammalia; Chiroptera; Rhinolophidae
Gene: PRKAR2B
Product: protein kinase cAMP-dependent type II regulatory subunit beta
Exons: 11
Coding region: 140-1396 (418 amino acids)
Biological process (GO): regulation of protein phosphorylation
Cellular component (GO): cAMP-dependent protein kinase complex
Molecular function (GO): cAMP-dependent protein kinase regulator activity
Source: RefSeq, a predicted model, not a curated record
CGCUGGGGCCCAGUGCUCCGCGCUCGCAGUCGGCAGCGCCGCCAGCGCCGUCCGUGCUCGCUUGGCGCCCGCGGGGCCCGAGGCCGGUCCGGGGAAGGGGCGAGGGCGGCGCCCAGGCGCCCGCCGCACGGGAGGCAGGAUGAGCAUCGAGAUCCCGGCGGGACUGACGGAGCUGCUGCAGGGCUUCACGGUGGAGGUGCUGAGGCAUCAGCCGGCGGACCUGCUAGAGUUCGCGCUGCAGCACUUCACGCGCCUGCAGCAGGAGAACGAACGCAAAGGCGCCGCGCGCUCGGGCCAUGAGGGCAGGACCUGGGGGGACGCGAGCGCCGCCGCCGGGGGCGGCACCCCCAGCAAAGGGGUCAACUUCGCAGAGGAGCCCAUGCACACAGACUCCGAGGACGGAGAACAGGAGGAGGAGGAGGCCGCCGACACCGGGGCGUUCAACGCUCCAGUAAUAAACCGAUUCACGAGGCGUGCCUCAGUAUGUGCAGAAGCUUAUAACCCUGAUGAGGAAGAAGAUGAUGCAGAGUCCCGGAUUAUACAUCCAAAAACUGAUGAUCAAAGGAAUCGAUUGCAAGAGGCUUGCAAAGACAUCUUGCUGUUUAAGAACCUGGAUCCGGAGCAGAUGUCUCAAGUAUUAGAUGCUAUGUUUGAGAAAUUGGUCAAAGAAGGGGAACAUGUAAUUGAUCAAGGUGAUGAUGGUGACAACUUUUACGUAAUCGAUAGAGGAACAUUUGAUAUUUAUGUAAAAUGUGAUGGUGUUGGAAGGUGCGUGGGUAACUACGAUAAUCGUGGGAGUUUUGGCGAACUGGCCUUAAUGUACAAUACACCCAGAGCUGCUACAAUCACGGCUACCUCUCCUGGUGCUCUGUGGGGUUUGGACAGGGUAACCUUCAGGAGAAUAAUUGUGAAAAAUAAUGCCAAAAAGAGAAAAAUGUAUGAAAGCUUUAUCGAGUCACUGCCAUUUCUUAAAUCUUUGGAAGUUUCUGAGCGCCUAAAAGUGGUAGAUGUGAUAGGCACCAAAGUAUACAAUGAUGGAGAACAAAUCAUUGCUCAGGGAGAUUUGGCUGAUUCUUUUUUCAUUGUAGAAUCUGGAGAAGUGAAAAUUACUAUGAAAAGGAAGGGUAAAUCAGAAGUGGAAGAGAACGGCGCAGUGGAAAUCGCUCGGUGUUCUCGGGGACAGUACUUUGGAGAACUUGCCCUGGUGACUAACAAGCCUCGAGCAGCCUCUGCACAUGCCAUUGGGACUGUCAAAUGUUUAGCCAUGGAUGUGCAAGCAUUUGAAAGGCUUUUGGGACCUUGUAUGGAAAUUAUGAAAAGGAACAUCACCACCUAUGAAGAACAAUUAGUUGCCCUGUUUGGAACAAACAUGGAUAUUGUUGAACCCACUGCAUGAAGCAAAAGUAUGGAGCAAGAAGACCUAUAGUGACAAAAUUACACAGUAGUGGUUAGUCCACUGAGAAUGUGUUUGUGUAGAUGCCAAGCAUUUUCUGUGAUUUCAGAUUUUUUUCCUUUUUUACAUUUACAAUGUAUAGUAAACAGAGUAGUGAUUCAAUAGGAAAUAGGCUUUAACAUCACUUUCUAAAGAGUAGAUCAUGAAAAUAUCGACAUAUUGAUAAAAAUGAUUUUCUACUCCACAAAGUUAUGUGACUAAAAGGUUCAUUCAAAUGAUUGUAAUACACUGAAAGUAUGUGUUUAAGGAGAUAAUUAAAGGAUGUUAUCAUCACAGAGGAUAAGUGUUCAUUUUAACUUAACUCAGAUUGAUACGUUAGUGACUGCCCAUGUAAGAGGGAACUUGGCAGUGAAUCAUGCUAUACAGCAUGGCAUCACGUUCUUUUUACAACUCAUUAUAUAUAUAGUAAGUACAAUUUUAACUAUUUUUGUUUUCAAGUUUUUCUGGCUUGAUAAGUUAUGUGCUGGCCUUGGCCUGUUGGUGAAAUGGUAUAAAACAUCAUAUGCAAUUCUAAAACCUUUUCUAUUUUUGCAAUAAAGUACAUUUUGACUUCUUUGGCAUAAUGUCAGUAACCUACAUAUUCCAGUGGUUUUAAGGAUGGGCAAUUUAGUCAUUGUAAUAGGGAACAGUCUUUUUUCAUGGGAGAUCAUUAACACUUCUUCCUCAUAAAGCAUAUAUCUCUGCUUCCUUUUUCAUUUGCAAUUCUCUGUAUUCCUUAAAAAUGUGAGUUUGACAUUUAAUGCCACAAAUAAAGUUUUUUUUAAAAAGCUAUUUAAAUUUACUUGUUGUCUUCUAAAAGCCCAAGAUCUUAUAUAUGCUAUAAAAAACAAAACAAAACAAAACCUCCUAUACCAAAAAUAAUUUCGGGUCCUCAUGAACAUGCCCACAGAAUCUUUCGUUGUUCUUCACAAGGCAUCCAUAACACAGUCCUUUCAGACAUCUGCUCCUAGGAGGUUCCUCCAAGGUGGUGGAAAUAAAUUUUUAUAAGCAAAACCAUAUACAAAGACAAAAGGAAUUUCUGCCCAUUCUAAAUAUACCAUUAGGCCUUGCCAUUUGCUUUAAUGUAGACUCACAUUUAAAAAUGCAGAAUGAACUCAACCUGAAGAGAUUUUCAUUGAUAAUUGAUACGCUUGUUAUUUGGCUACAUAAGAUGAAUUAUAUUCAACCAUUAUAUUCUAGCCUACAUGAUCCCAAUGUCUAGAGAGAUUACUAGACACUGGGAAACGGGAAAAUUACUCUGUUGCUAGUGUGGUCUCAAUGGAGAAUGUUUAUGGUUUCACUUGUGUAAUGAAAAUGUGGUUAAAAUAUGUUAAUCAGAUAAUGUAUAUAUAAGAGGUUAAAGUAUGUAAAGUAUAACUUCAGCCACAUUUUAACACUGUUUAACAAUUUUGCACUUUCUUGUAGGAAGAGAGCUUAUUACAUGAAGAUGACUUGUUUUCUAUUUAAUUUUAUUUUAAAAGCCAUGUCUGUCAAACAGGAAAAAUCACACAGAACCCCAGAUUUCUGCUUCAUCAUUCUGUAUUCUUUAUUCACUUUUUCAAGUUACCUAUUUUGUUGCACAAUGAUUGUUAACUAUUCAUAGAAUAGCAAAAAAUGCCUGUUUAAUAAAGAACUCUGACCAAGGCUGUAAAUGCCAGUUACAUUAUUUUCAGUAUUGUUGGUUAUAUUUAAAUUUUCCUUAUAAUAAAGUACACUUUUAUAAUAAACAAU